AUGAGCUCCUCGACGCCUUUCCCACAGGGUGAAGCUUUCCGUUUUACUUUCUCGCCCAAUGCUCAGCUGGUUCUAUGCAUCAGCUCUUCGCGAAUCGUGGUCAUCGACGUGGCGAAUGGUCCGGCUGUUGUGAGACAUGAGUUGAAGACUUGGCGACGUCCGUUAGAUGCUGCUAUCUCGGAUGAUGGUGUUCUUCUUGCUGUGGUGUCUUCCAGCCACCAGGUUCACAUCUAUACUCUUUCCCCUCUCGAGGCAAAACAUAUCCAGGAACUUCAGUUGAAUGAUGUGCCGCGAACUUUGGCACUCUGCCCGAUGGGGGGAGUUCUUGCCAUCGCAUACGAUGACCGGAUUGAGGUGUAUGCAAUCGGAGAGGGGGCCUUGGCAACGGAACGACGAGCCGUACGUUGUAAUGGAGUCGAUUCAUUGUCGUUCUCGUCUGAUGGCGUUAUGCUACUUGGUUCUUGCAGCGAUAAUGAUGAUAGCGAACUCGUUACCAUCACCGUGCCGUUUUACACGGAGCCGGACUCCGAUUCUGCACGAGACGCCCAAAUUCGAAUGUGGACAACUCAGAUCCUCUUUCCCGACCUCAUCCAAGGUUAUAGCCAUGCAUGCCUGCUCCCAAUGCAUGCCGAGGGCGAGGGUAACUGGAUCCUUGGAUUUGACAAGGAGAUUGGAGCCUUUCGAGCAAUCGGGGCCAACAAUGCAAAUUCCGGUACGACGUAUUUUGUGAGCCCCAUGUCUCCAUGUGGAUCGCAAGAAUCUCCGCCCUCCAUGCUGCCAGCCGUCGAUUGCGAAGGUGAGCUUGCUGCAUUGGGAUUUCAGGAAGCCGGAUUGUGGGUGUAUGGGCUGCCAGAUCGCCUGGACAUUGCUCCCGCCGCGUCCUCUGCUGCAGGACGCGCUACAGUGAAUGAUGGCGAGGAUUCCCGGGAGGUAGAGACUUUGGCUUUCCCAGUACAGGAUAGCUCGACACGACUACAGCAGUCCAUUCUAAGGCCUAAGAUGCUUAUUAACGGCCAUAAGAUGAGCGAAGUGCCUGGAAUCACCGCGGCCCGUUGGGUACAGCAACUCGACGGCGCGUCGUCCCACCGUAGGCUAGUGGCGGUGGCCCCGGGCGGCGUGAAUCCUCCGAGCUUUGGCGAGGAAGAUGUUCCGGUAGAUGGAGGACGGGUACUUCUCUUCGACUUUACGCGGUCCGCUAGCGACGGAGAUGUGACCGAGCUCAGUAUUGAGAUUGGAGAGGCCGAGCCUAAGAUGCUGAAUGAACCAAAUGCUAGCAUGGAUACUGCUGUUGAACUAGAGCGAAGAAGGACACGAUUGCAACGUGGCAAUCCUCUUCGUGCACGGCAUGCUGCCCGCGAGUCAUACCCUGCUGCCUCUCCCACGUAUCAAGUCUCCCCAUUGAAUCUGCGUCGCAAUAGUUCCUACCUGUCUGGCUCCUCGAACGAUGCUGGAGAUGGCGAAUUUCCCCCAGUGCCAGAUAGCCCCUACGAUAAUACUCAACCUCGGUCUCACGAUACAUUGCGCCGUGCUGCUACGGCUGCGGCCUUAAGCCGGGGACGGUAUAAUCCGAGGUACCGAGAUGAAGGCCGUCGGAUGUACGACGACAGGCGGAUUCCUCCCCUCUUCCAGGUCCCUCAUGAAAGCGACGCAGAUAAUUGGGUCCCUCCGCCGCCCCCGUACUCCCGCGAACCCGACGGGCCGCUGCCGGAGAGUCUCAGGCGAACUCUUCUUCCCACGGGAGCUAGUGCAUCGUCACCUCAAAUUCACAGAUCUCAAACCACGCGUCUGAACAGUUCAACAGAGGACAUGCCGAAUCUCUCCUCCUUACAAAGACUCAGCACUAUUACCGGUUCUAGGUUCGCCUCGCGCGCGAGAAGAAACACGCGUGAUUCCGACGACCAAACUCGACGGCAUAGCAGUUUUAUGCGCCGGAGGACUAAUUCGGGAAGCCGCUUUACGCAGAGCAUCGAGGAACCCGAUGUGCCCGCGGUGCCUCCAUUACAAGGCCUGGACAGCUCCCCGCAGCGGCCGCAAACCGCUGGUCAUAUCGCAUCACUACAGGAUCGCGACGAUGUUCAGGUCGCUUCCACGGCUGAGAUCUCACAAGACCCGAUUCAGGUGGCUCCACGCCAAACAGACCAGCGUGAACCAGGUAUGGGUCACUCUGUCGAAGAAGAUUUAGAGGGCCAGGAAGAUACUGUGCCCGCACUUCCCACCAUGGCAUCUAAUCUAAACUAUCCAUUUUCUCUCUCGUCACCUAAUCUCCAGGCCUUCGAACCUCAAUACGAGUCUCCGGAGAUUAUGAGGAACACGUGGCUCCGCCCUGGGCAACGCAGAUCGAUAGACCGACGUUCGCAAUCCCAGGAUCUACGGAUGUCAACGGCAAACAUUGUGCCCUUGAAUCGUCGUGCGUCCACUGACCCAACUCUUUCCUUGAGCUCCGAGCCGUCCAAUGAUCUCUGGAGAAGACGGAUCGAAGAGUGGAAUGAGCGAACCAUCCACGAGAGAAGCAAGAGGCGGACUAAAUGUGUCGUGAUGUAG
Aspergillus melleus is the source of this 2541-nucleotide messenger RNA. RefSeq names its product F-box domain protein. The transcript has a single exon. NCBI's taxonomy places the organism in Eukaryota, Fungi, Ascomycota, Eurotiomycetes, Eurotiales, Aspergillaceae. Gene Ontology annotation, molecular function: protein binding. Bases 1 to 2541 code for a protein of 846 amino acids. The record is from RefSeq and is a predicted model, not a curated record.